AGGCGUAUAGGAUCCGCCAACGAAAAAGCCGAACCGGGGAAACCCUACCUUCAUUGCGCGGCGGCGCGGCGAUGGAGAUCGAGACGUUGAGCAGUGCAGUCGCGGGGAUGAAGAUCUACACCAGCUUCGGCGAGGACGACGGAAGGACAAGGCGGCUCUCCAGCAGAAAGGUGAAGCCGAAGGCGCCGACGACGAAGAAGAUAGCCUUUCCCUAUGAGGUUCGACGGUCAACUCCGACGCCGAACUUCGUGGAGGAGAUGAACGCUGAGACGCUGAGCAUCGGAUUGGCGGGGAUGAGGAUCGAUGGCGAGGCAGGCCCACCUGCCACCCGAAAAGAGGAGGAAGCCGGCGAGGAUGAGGGCGAUGGACGGCCGAUGCGCUGCGAAGGGGAGAAGGCCGAGGCUCUGAAACAGCGGCGGCCGCCGCUGACCCGGGAGGAGGAGGAGGAGGAGGAGGAGAUGUCCGCCGAGGAAGAGUUCAAGGAGGAGAACCAGAUUCCCAUCUUCCGUAAAUUCUGGGAGCGGGUCUUCGGGGGCUAUUUCGGUUCCUUCGAUGACGAGACGAGCAUUGGUCCCAUGAGGUAUACCUCUCAAUCCAAUUUCAGGGAUGGUAUGCGUGAGCAGACAUUGCAAAUUUUCUCCAUCAGAGUCAUGGACCCAACAGAUGGUCUCGAGUGGCCACUGCACGUCCAUGGAUAUGUUGCUGCCAGAGACACGAUAGAUCAUAAACGCAACUAUCUCUUCAGGCGCACACGGGAUAACUUCCAAACCCUCAACCAGAAUGAUCCACUUUUGCAGUUGACAGGUCCAUCCCGUGCAGUUGUGUUAGUUGAUCCGAUUAUGUUCGAAGUUGAGCUAAAAGUGAAGGGCAAAAGAGAGUCUGAAGAUGAAAUGUUGGCUUUCGGCACCUUUGAAGUCCGGGAAAGUUCUCAUGGUAAAGAUUGGUUUCUUAGAUGUGAAUACCACCAGCGUUGCACGCUCCAGUAUAAGUUUGCACUGCUGCCUCGCUCUGUUGAGGCCACUAUCAGUGUCAGAAUUGUUGAUGGGUCAUGGCCGGAUAAUCAUGGAGGAGAAGUCCUUUGCCUUACCUCCGGUGUAGAUGAGAAGGUUGUGUUACUUGAUUCUCGUGAUGGUGAAAUGCCAAUCAAUUCAAAUGGUGCGUUCGAGCUUUCAAGGCGUGUUGUUUCUGUAGAGUCAGGCAGGAGGUUGUUGGUUGCUGUGGACGCCUCUCAGACUGGUUUUCUUGCACGAGGUACUGCAAUCUUCAAACCAAAAAAAUUUGGCAUGAGCCACGGCACGUGUGACCUUGAUUCCUGCAAGAUAGAAGUUACUGUUGCUUGGUCUCUUUUUAAUGUAUUCGCAAGGUAAGGUAGACUGUCUGGGAAAUGCUCGGUGGUGCGCGAGAGUUGUAGUGCAGGUUCUUUUUCUAUAAUAUCUUUUAGUAUGAUAUUUCAAAGCUGUCCAACUCUGUAUUUAGCCAAUUGCAUUGGCAUUGUUGCUAGGCUGUUGAACUUCUUCUUUAUGAUCUUGUUAUGAUGCUAGAUCGAACACCCAAACAUGUUUGGAAAGAAGAAAGGCUAUAUUGUGCAAACUCUAGUAACUGACAUGUGAAACAGAUGUGAUGUUCCUUUUGGUUCCUUACAAGAGAUGAGACAAUUGUGGUGGCA
Molecule: messenger RNA, 1666 nt
Organism: Lolium rigidum
Lineage: Eukaryota; Viridiplantae; Streptophyta; Magnoliopsida; Poales; Poaceae
Exons: 3
Coding region: 72-1367 (431 amino acids)
Source: RefSeq, a predicted model, not a curated record